This is a messenger RNA of Nothobranchius furzeri (turquoise killifish), 1467 nucleotides long. Its product is annotated as zona pellucida sperm-binding protein 3. Lineage: Eukaryota; Metazoa; Chordata; Actinopteri; Cyprinodontiformes; Nothobranchiidae. The record is from RefSeq and is a predicted model, not a curated record.
UAAACAACAGAAGAAGAAGAAGACAAGCCAAGUUCAAGCUGGAUCUGUAAUCAUUUGAAGCGUGGCUCAGCUGCCUAACGAGACAGAGCUGGAGAAGCAUCAGGAUAAUCAGGGCCUGAGACCAACUCUACAAAGCCACUUCUUGCAUACACAAGCCUGUUUCUACAGAGGAUUGAUUUCUCAUUGAUUUCAAAACAAACAAGCAAAGGUUGCUGCCAUGCUGUUCAUUAGGAUUUUCUUCUGCUUGUUUCUCGGAGCUUUGUCAGCAGCAGCAGCUCAGAAGAUAAAGCAGAACCUUUUUCACUCAGCCAGCCGGAUUGGACCUCAGAGUCCAUACCAGCCUCCAGCUCACUCACCACCAGCUGUCCAACAAGUGAAGCAGGACUUCAGGGAACCUUUAUCUUGGAGGUACCCUGAGCCACCCGCCGAGGAGGAGCCUCGGUUUCCUCCAGACUUUGAACUGAGAACUCCAAAGCCCGUCGAGAGCAUCGCUGCCAUUUGUGGAGAAAAUUCGGUUCACGUGGAGGCCAAGAAGGAUCUGCUGGGAACUGGUAGACCUGUUCUGUCUUCUGACGUGACUCUGGGAGGGUGUCCUGCUGUAGGAGAAGAUCCUAAUGCUCAAGUCCUGAUCUUUGAGUCUGAGCUGCAUGGUUGUGGCAGCCAGCUGACGAUGUCCGACGAUACGUUCACCUAUGAGUUUAUGCUACACUACUCCCCCAGUCCUCUGGGAAGUAGUCCCAUCAUUCGAGGGCGAGAGGUCUCCGUCAGUAUUCAGUGUCACUACCUGAGAAAGCAUGAUGUGAGCAGCGGGCUGCUGAAGCCAACCUGGUCCCCAUUCGGUGAUGACAAAUACUCCGAGGAAAGUCUCUACUUUUCCCUGAGGCUCAUGACGGAUGACUGGCAGCAGCGCCGUCCCAGUGCCCAGUUCCUGCUGGGAGACAUGAUGAAGUUUGAAGCUUCAGUGAAGCAGUUUCACCACAGCCCGCUUCGUGUGAUCGUGGACAGCUGCGUGGCAAAUGUGGUUCCAAAUGUCGACACGGUUCCUCGAUACACCUUUCUAGGGAACAGUGGGUGUCUGUAUGACAGUCAGCUGACGGGUUCUAGCUCCCGUUUCCUGCCUCGCUCUCAGGAUGACAAGGUGCAGUUUGAGGUUGAGGCGUUCAGCUUUGAACAAGACAACAGCGGAAUGCUUCACAUCACCUGCAGUCUGAGGGCCAUAGCAGCUGCAUCAGCAUUCAGCAACACUAACAAGGACUGUUCAUUUGCUGAUGGCAGGUGGAAGGACGCCCGUGGCAACAAUCACUUCUGUUCCUGCUGUGACUCAGACUGUGGAAAAGCUGGAGGAAGUGACCUGCUAACACUGGGUACUCCGUUGGAAGAGGAGAGAACAGUUGGACCAAUCACAGUCAAGGACCGGCCCUUGUUGUAAUAUACCAAGUCAGAAGUUAAUAAAAAAUUCUGAUGAGA